Aureobasidium musti is the source of this 2154-nucleotide messenger RNA. The record is from the annotation of a GenBank genome assembly. NCBI's taxonomy places the organism in Eukaryota, Fungi, Ascomycota, Dothideomycetes, Dothideales, Saccotheciaceae.
GACGGCUUCAAGCCCGUGAAUGCCUGGGUCUUGGGCGGCAUCACAUGGCUCGACGACGUGCAAGCCUUCUACCGUGAACGAAGUGCCAUAGAAAAGGAGUACAGCCAGAAACUCAAUGCCCUCGCCAAAAAGUACUUUGAUAAGAAGAUCCGCAAACAGAGCAGUCUGAGUGUAGGCGACACUCCGACCGUCACUCCUGGCUCUCUAGAGAGUGCGUCUAUGACCACCUGGGCCACUCAACUUACCACCCUCGAGAACCGCGCUGCCGAACACGAUCGCUUCGCUACUCAACUAAUCUCGCACCUCGCCGAUCCUAUCAAGAACCUGUCUACCCGAUGCGAAGACUUGCGUAAACACCAUGCCGAUUAUGCCGCCAAACUCGAGAAAGAGCGCGACAACACCUAUGCUGAUCUGCGCAAGACGAAGACCAAGUACGACAGCGUCUGCCAGGAUGUCGAGAAAAGCAGAAAGAAGAUCGACAGUAGUUUCGACCAUGGCAAGACCAAGGCCCAGGCCGCCUACGUACAGAUUCAGGCAGAUAUGCGCAACACCAAGAAUACCUACUUGAUUUCCAUCAACGUCACCAACAAGCAGAAAGAGCGAUACUACCACGAAUACAUCCCCGAUUUGCUCGACUCAUUACAGGAUUUGUCUGAGACACGCGUGGCCAAGUUGAACACUUUGUGGCUACAAGCAGCGACUAUCGAGACUCAGACUCUCUCGCGAUCCACACAGCUACUCGAACACCUGUCGUCUGAGAUUCCACGUAACAACCCCGUUCUCGAUUCCAUGAUGUUUGUUCGCCACAAUGCUUCCAAUUGGCAAGACCCCGCCGACUUCACAUUCGAGCCUUCACCGGUAUGGCUGGACGACGAUGUCAUGGCCUCGGACGAUUCCAGCAAGACAUUCCUUCGCAACAUCAUGAUGAGAAGCAAGGGACAGCUGAACGAGCUGCGCAGAGAGUGCGACGCUAAGCGUCGUGAGGUCGAAGGCGCAAAGAGGGUACGUCAGGCGAUUAGAGAUGGCACAGACAAGCGUGAUGAGGUCGAAGUUGUGCGGGCACAGUUCAACCUGCAAGAGUCGCUACAUGAGUCCGAGAGAAAGAAGGUGACGUGCGAAGUCGAGGUCAGCACCAUUGCAACUGCUGUUGGAGACUUGAGCAUUGGUGCUCAGAACCACGCCUUCAAAUCCCAAACCUUCAAGCUGCCCACAAACUGUGAUCUUUGUGGAGACCGCUUAUGGGGACUCUCGGCAAAGGGCUUUGAUUGCGAAGACUGCGGCUUCAUCUGCCACAGCAAAUGUCAGAUGAAGGUACCGGCGAAUUGCCCUGGCCUGCUGGAUAAGGAACAAAAGAAGAAGAUCAAGGCUGAGAGACAGGCUGCAGCCUCAGCAUCCACACCUCCGGUGGCCAAUGCAGCGGCACAAGGCUCCUCUGAUUCGGUAAAUGACAUGCCGCGUCUCAACCGUACCGACACCAUGGGUAGCAUGAACACACUCUCAUCUGGCUACGCUGCAAGUGCCAACCGCAGCGUGUCUGGAACGAAUGUUCGACCGCCUUCGAAUUCGAACGAUAGUGCCAGCGAUUUAGGACGGUCAAACACGGCUAAGCGUCGCAUUCUGGCACCACCACCGGACCACUACGCGAACGGAAAUGGCGAUUCUGCAGAUGGCCAGCCUCGCGGCAAGAUGAUGUAUCCUUACCAGGCGAGUGGGGAUGGUGAAAUUACCGUGGAUGAGGGUGCUGAAGUCACAAUUGUUGAACCAGAUGAUGGCGUCGGCUGGAUGAAAGUCCGCACGCAUUCUGGCGAGGGUCUUGUCCCUGCGUCUUAUGUCGAGACACUGCCCUCAUCACCUGUCAAAUCCCAGCCUGGCCAUCGCGCAUCUAUAACCAGUCUAGCCACUUCGAUUGCCUCGUCUGCCCCGUCGACCAAGAAGAAGGGUCCUGCUGUGGCUCCUAAGCGUGGUGCUAAGAAGCUGAAGUAUGUCGAAGCACUGUACACGUACGAAGCUAGCGGCGAAGGCGAAAUCAGUAUGGAUGAGGGCGAGAGGUUGGUCUUAAUUACACCAGACUCAGGCGAUGGAUGGUGUGAGGUCGAAAGAGCAGGUGGUCAAGGCAAAGGACUGGUACCUGCCGGUUGGGUCAAGGAGGUCUAG